ACGAGCUUUACGACAAGUUUAACGUCGAGCAUCACCAACUACAGAUAUGAGAAUGGGCGCCGUUAUCAUGGGUUUCGGGAUGCCGAAGGCUACUUCUUGCCAAAUGAUGAGCUUGAGAAUGAUCGCCUAGAUCUUUUCCAUCACAUUCUUACCUUGCGCUGUGACGGAAAUCUUCACUUUGCGCCGAUCGGACCAAAUCCCAAUCGUAUUUUAGACUUGGGCACAGGCACAGGAAUCUGGGCUAUUGAUAUGGGCGACGAAUAUCCAUCGGCCGAGGUCCUGGGAAAUGACCUUAGCCCGAUUCAACCGGCCAUGGUUCCUCCAAAUGUACGAUUCGAGGUCGACGAUAUGGAGAACGAAUGGGUAUACAGCUCCAAGUUCGAUUUCAUCCACGCACGAUACCUCGCAGGAGCAAUCAAAGACUGGCCAAAGCCAGGCGGCUGGGUAGAGUUUCAUGAUUUUGACAUGCAGUUUUACACUCUUAAGGGAGAGUUUACGCGUGGUUGUCCCAGUGACGAAUGGACUUCCCAGAUUGUUCAAGGUCUCAAAAAGGCUGGCAUGGAGCCGGAGCCGGGGCCCAAACUGAAAGAGAUUGGUGCUCUGGAUUAUCAUCAGUUUAUAGAGGGUCUGGAGGCUAUCUCGUUGCAUAUCCUCACCAAUGCCUUGGGAUGGAAGCCUGAAGAAGUCCAAGUCUUUCUUAUAGACGUCCGGAAAGACCUCAAAAAUCCUCGACUUCAAGCCCAGCACAACUUCCACGCCGUAUAUGCUCAAAAGCCACUAGAUGAAAAAGAAUAG
Molecule: messenger RNA, 795 nt
Organism: Talaromyces rugulosus
Lineage: Eukaryota; Fungi; Ascomycota; Eurotiomycetes; Eurotiales; Trichocomaceae
Exons: 9
Molecular function (GO): methyltransferase activity
Source: RefSeq, a predicted model, not a curated record